Molecule: messenger RNA, 3004 nt
Organism: Sardina pilchardus (European sardine)
Lineage: Eukaryota; Metazoa; Chordata; Actinopteri; Clupeiformes; Clupeidae
Gene: mgat1b
Product: alpha-1,3-mannosyl-glycoprotein 2-beta-N-acetylglucosaminyltransferase b
Exons: 3
Coding region: 1469-3004 (511 amino acids)
Biological process (GO): protein N-linked glycosylation
Cellular component (GO): Golgi apparatus
Molecular function (GO): alpha-1,3-mannosylglycoprotein 2-beta-N-acetylglucosaminyltransferase activity
Source: RefSeq, a predicted model, not a curated record
CUUCUGUCCUACCUCUCUUGAAUAUCCCAGACACCCGAUUGCAAUCACCUACUCAUACGUGGUUGGAUCAGGUAAAAAACUAUACUGAUGUGGCGGAUUGUUGACUUUACAUAGACAAAGACGAUUUGGUGCGUCUUUGAACAUGGCCUAAUCUCAAUUUGUAUCUGUCUUUCCUUCCCCCAAACCAUUUGUGUGUGUAUGCGCUGCUUUAAUGAGUUGUUGGUCAGUGUUUUCCAAGCCAGUUGUAUCUAAAGUAGAUGAGAGUGCGUGUCUCAUUUCUCCGAGCAUGUGUUUUUGAUGUAGCCUGAUGUCGGCUCUGUGUGAGAGACUGUUUUAUGAGGAUGUUUUCUUCAAGGUAAUUAUAGCCGUGUGCUGAUAACCACACUCUCGGAACAUGGUCAACAUUCCCCUCCUGGCUGUUACACAACAAGUGUAUAGCAUUGAUGAACGUUUGCGUUGCGUUUGUAGCUAUGUAAACAUAGCCUGCCCUGUCAAAUAGUCUUGUCUGGUGUGUGUGAGUAAGGGGCAGCUGUAGGUUAUUGAGCUGCUAAUAAAGGGCAGUAGUCCAUCAGUUCAGCUUGCUAACUGGAUUGUGCAGCUUUAGCGCAUCCGAUGCAUUCAGCAGAUUAGUGUUGUUAUUAUUAUCACCUUCAAGUGUCCCACACCUUGGGGUUGGGCUGAAGCCUCUUUCAGCAGAUUUGGGCGUCCCGUCAUCUGCUUACGCUCCGCUUCUUCUUCGCCUUAUUGUUUUUCCUUAUUGUUUUUCCCUUUUGUUUUCUUUGUGUUUCAUUGUGUCCUCCUGGUCUCCUUCUUGUUCUUUCCCCUGCUCUCAGCCUUCUUCAUGUCUACCGGGCACAUGUUUUGAGACCGAGUACAGAAUCUGUCAAUAACAGAGUCAGUGUUUUCUUACCACACACACCACUGCUCGUCUUUCUUGUCAUUUUGUUGUCAGGGGACCAGCCAGAUGGUUCAUUUUCUGACAGACAUGGAUUGAUGUUUAGUUUGAAGUUUACAGCUAUUGUGAUGACAGGACUGUCACACUGGACACCAAUGCUAAUGGUUUUGUUAAAGUGACACUGAGUUUACUUAAUUCAGAGAAGGCGAGCUUUCUGACUCCUUGUCCAGAAAAGUAGGGGACACAGACGCCAGUGGAACGUGCAAUCAAAUCACUAACCGCUCAAAGUAAAAUCUCAAUAUGAGGCCUGUAGCAGUCACGUUAUGGAAAAGAUUUUAAAAUACAGUAAACCAUUUUUUGUUGUUUCUAAGGGAGUUUUUUUUGUUCUGUGUUGCUCUGUUGUGAGACAGACCCAAAUGCCAGGCAGGAAAGGUGGAUUUUUCUCAGUGGGAGAAGGUAGUGGUGGAUGACCUAAUGCAGUAUGGUUGGCUAUUCCACCGCUUUAGCCAAAAGGAGCUGUUUUUAGCAUGAUCCAUUCAGACAGAAUCGUUUUGUUCCUCCCUGCACUCCCUGAUGUGGUGUCACUGGGCCAUGUUGCGUAAGAGAGGAUCACUCAUCCUGUGUGGAGCUUUCCUAUUCGUCGCCUGGAAUGCUUUGCUCCUCCUCUUCCUGUGGGGUCGUCCACCCAUGGGUCGACUGGGUGAGGGAGGCGGCGCCGAACCAGGGGGCAGGGAGGAGUGGGGCAUGCGAAAAGGCAAAGCGGGCGGGUCCAACCUGGCCGGAGAGGUGAUCCGACUGGCCGAGGAGGUGGAGUCAGAGUUGGAGACCCAGAAGAAGCUCCUGAAGCAGAUCCAGAGUCAUCGAUCGCUAUGGGAACAGCAGAAAGAGGUGGAGAAGAGAGGGUCUGAGCAAGACGGGAAGCGGAGAGCACUGCCUCCGCAGGUGCCCCAGAACCCCCAACCACACAAGCCAAUUCAGCCAGUUGCCAGCCCACAGCCCAACCACAAACCCAUAGAGAAGGAGGAGAACAACGAACUUCCCGCGGAGAACGAAGGGGACCCCACCUCGUCCAACCCCGAGACGGUCAUCCCCAUCCUGGUCAUCGCCUGUGACCGGGUGACCGUCAGGAGGAGUCUGGACAAGCUCAUCCAGUACCGCCCCUCGCCCGCGCUCUACCCAAUCAUAGUCAGUCAGGACUGUGGUCACGCAGAGACGGCUCGCGUCAUUGGCUCCUAUGGUAGUCAGGUGAUGCACAUCAGUCAGCCCGACCUCGCGGACAUUCCAGUGCGGCCGGAACACAGGAAGUUCCAGGGCUACUACAAGAUUGCCCGCCACUACCACUGGGCCCUGAACCAGGUCUUCAACAGGCUGGGCCAUUCCACCGUGGUCAUUGUGGAGGACGACUUGGAGGUGGCACCAGACUUCUUUGAGUACUUCCGUGCUCUCCACCCUUACCUGCGCUCGGACCCGACCCUGUGGUGCGUCUCCGCCUGGAAUGACAACGGCCGGGACGGGUCGGUGGACCCUGGCCGGCCGGACCUGCUCUACCGGACCGACUUCUUCCCGGGCCUGGGCUGGAUGCUCCUCAAGGAGAUGUGGGACGAGCUGGAGCCCAAGUGGCCCAAGGCCUUCUGGGACGACUGGAUGCGUCAGCCGGAGCAGCGACGGGAUCGCUCGUGCGUGCGGCCCGAGAUCUCGCGCACCAUCACGUUCGGCCGCAAGGGCGUGAGCCUGGGCCAGUUCUUUGACCAGUACCUGCGCUACAUCAAGCUCAACACUGAAUUUGUGCCUUUCACCAAACGGGACCUGUCCUACCUGGUCAGGGAGCGAUACAACGAGGACUUUAUCAAGGAGGUGUACGGCGCCCCCCAGGUGAAACUGGAGGAAGUGCACGGGGGCAGCCUAAAGGGGGCGGGCCCCUUCCGCGUGCAGUACUCCAGCCGGGACAGCUUCAAGGCGCUGGCGCGCAGCCUGGGCGUCAUGGACGACCUCAAGUCGGGGGUCCCGCGGGCGGGCUACAGGGGCGUGGUCAGCUUCAUGUCCCGUGGCCGCAGGCUCUACCUAGCACCCCCCGAAGGCUGGACUCACUACGACACGAGCUGGAGCUGA